Messenger RNA from Kogia breviceps (pygmy sperm whale), 609 nucleotides. It is a transcript of the gene AICDA, whose product is annotated as activation induced cytidine deaminase. The transcript has 5 exons. The coding region runs from base 1 to 609 and encodes 202 amino acids. Gene Ontology annotation, molecular function: RNA binding; zinc ion binding; cytidine deaminase activity. Lineage: Eukaryota; Metazoa; Chordata; Mammalia; Artiodactyla; Physeteridae. Gene Ontology annotation, cellular component: P-body; nucleus; cytoplasm. The record is from RefSeq and is a predicted model, not a curated record. Gene Ontology annotation, biological process: negative regulation of single stranded viral RNA replication via double stranded DNA intermediate; DNA cytosine deamination; defense response to virus.
AUGGGACUGCGGAACAGCCUCCUGAUGAAGCGGAGGAAGUUUCUUUACCACUUCAAAAACGUGCGCUGGGCUAAGGGCCGCCAUGAAACCUACUUGUGCUACGUGGUGAAGCGGCGGGAUAGCGCCACCUCCUUCUCACUGGACUUCGGGCACCUUCGAAACAAGGCCGGAUGCCACGUGGAAUUGCUCUUCCUCCGCUACAUCUCUGACUGGGACCUGGACCCCGGGCGGUGCUACCGUGUCACCUGGUUCACGUCUUGGAGCCCCUGCUACGACUGUGCCCGCCACGUGGCCGACUUCCUGAGAGGGUACCCCAAUCUGAGCCUGAGGAUCUUCACAGCGCGCCUCUAUUUCUGCGACAAGGACCGCAAGGCGGAGCCCGAGGGGCUGCGGCGGCUGCACCGCGCUGGGGUCCAAAUCGCCAUCAUGACCUUCAAAGAUUAUUUUUAUUGCUGGAAUACUUUUGUGGAAAAUCAUGAAAGAACUUUCAAAGCCUGGGAGGGGCUUCAUGAAAAUUCAGUUCGUCUGUCCAGACAGCUUCGACGCAUCCUUUUGCCCCUAUAUGAGGUUGAUGACUUAAGAGAUGCAUUUCGUACUCUGGGACUUUGA